UCAAAGGACACGGGUGUGAGAGGGCAUCGGCAGGAAGUGGCUGGAGAAAAAGUUAAAAUGAGGAAAUGAGAAGCUUCAGUUUGAACAGAAGACAGCAGACCUCAAUGAAUGAGCUUACUAAAGAGACGUGCCACGGACGGACUUCCUCUGCUCUCUUCUCUCACACACGCUCCUCCAUCGAGCACAUCCAACGGCUGUAGAGGAGUUCCUGAGUGAGGUGCGUAGCAGGGAGCAGCCUCACAGCGCUGGGCUUGUCUCCCAACCGACAGCUGUAAAGUUUCUUAUGGCCCGCAAGUUCGACGUCACCAGAGCCAUCGACCUCUUCCAAGCAUACAAGAACACAAGAAUCAAAGAGGGCAUCAUCAAUAUCAACCCUGACGAGGACCCCCUACGCUCUGAGCUGCUGAGUGGUAAAUUCACAGUCCUGCCUGGUCGUGAUGCAAAGGGCGCUGCUCUAGCUCUCUUCACCGCUCGCCUCCAUCGGCCAGAUGUCACCACACAUAAAGCUGUGCUACAGGCCAUCAUCUAUCAGCUGGACAAAGCCAUAGAGAGUUUACAAACUCAAAGAGACGGCCUCAUCUUUAUUUACGACAUGACCAACUCAAGCUACGGCAAUUUUGACUAUGAGCUCUGUGUCAAGAUCCUUAAUUUGCUCAAGGGCGCCUUUCCAGCUCGUCUAAAAUGUGUCUUCAUCGUGUCAUCGCCUCUUUGGUUUCGAGCACCUUUUGCUGUUCUUCGCCUCUUUGUGCGUGAGAAGCUAAGAGAGAGGGUGUGCACAGUGAAGGCUCAUGAGCUGGCCAGUCACAUCCCUGUCUCCUCCCUCCCUGAACACCUGGGUGGGACUUCUCAGUACAGCCACGUAGCUUGGAUCCAGUCCUGUGUGAACACACACACAAACACUGUUCAGGGUGACACACAAGACCAUGACACUCACGACUGUGUAGGAAACCUGCUGCGCUCCUACAGCUUAGAGUGCAGCAACACAAGCGCAGGCGCUACACUGACCCACACACAUAUCAAUACGCAGUUAGGCUCCGAGCUAACCAUGGCUAACUCUAAUUGCUACGACGAUAGCAAUGCUAACCCACACAACCACUGCGGUGUGGUGGAGGGCAGGACUCGAGGGCAGUAUCAGCAGAGCCCGCAGUCUGCAGCAAACAGGCCGCAGGGGAACCACCAACACUGGAACGGCUCUGCAGUAAGCGGGGCUAACUUAGCUGUAAGCGGUUCAAGCCCUAACGCUAACAUGAACGGUCGUAGCCACCAAGCCCCUCCACAGUCAGACACGCCUCCUGACACACCGCUCUCCCAGACGGGUGAUGCAGAAAGCAAUGUGACAGGCUCAGCUAACAGGUCCCAGAAUGAAGGUGUGAAGGAGGAGGAUGGUGAGGAAGAGGAGGGUGUGCCUCCAUUACCCCAGAAGUCUUUGCCACGUCCUCCUCACCAGCCGUGCUCCCAGUCUCCACCCUUGUCUUCAUCAUGGGGUCCUGAUGAUGAGGAGCGCUGCAUGGAGGUGUCUGUUCACAUGCCAGAGCAAGGAGGUAUGACGGUGCAUGAGCUGGUAGAGCAUGUGAAAAGAAAGAAGAAGAAGGGGAUUUACCAGGAGUACGAGGAGAUCCGCAAGGAGCCGCCAGCGGGAACCUUUGAAUACUCCAAAAAACUUUCCAAUCAGAUAAAGAACAGGUACAGCGAUGUUCUCUGCCUCGAUCACUCACGGGUGCGACUCUGCCAGCUCUGUGAUGAUGACGAUGAGACAUCAGAUUACAUUAACGCCAGUUUCAUGGAUGGGUACAAGAGAGGCAACGCCUACAUCGCAACUCAGGGUCCUUUGCCAAAAACAUUUGGUGACUUCUGGCGCAUGGUUUGGGAACAGAUGGUACUUAUCAUUGUCAUGACCACCAGGGUGGUGGAGCGUGGGCGUGUAAAGUGUGGUCAGUACUGGCCUCUUGAGGAGGGCAGGACCGAACAACAUGGAUACUUCUUAGUUAGAAACACACACAUCCAAACAUUUCAGGACUUCAAACUCUCCCAUCUUGAACUCUACAACACACAGUCUGGAGAGAGACGGGAGGUGUGUCACUACCUCUAUGUCAGCUGGCCAGACUUUGGGGUGCCUAAAAGUGCUUCAGCCAUGUUGGACUUUCGUGAACAUGUACUUCAAAAGAGGGAGGCUGCAGUCCAGAGUCUAGGGGACAGCUGGACGGGGCCUCCUGGGGGCCCUCCUGUGGUUGUGCACUGCAGUGCUGGCAUUGGCCGAACAGGCACGUUCUGUACACUGGACAUCUGCCUGUCCCGGCUGGAGGACAUUGGCACAGUAGAUGUACGUCAGACAGUGCGGCGGAUGCGUACACAAAGGGCUUUCAGCAUCCAGACCUGGGACCAGUACUAUUUCUGUUACACAUCAGUCAUUGAGUAUGCUCAGCGCAAUGGAAAACUUAGCCCGGUUCAGUGGUCUGACUCAGACCUGGAGACUGACAGCGAGUGAGAGACACAAACAUAUUUAAAAUAAACAACAACUGGGAUAUCCAACCUUAGCAGAAGUCAUAGGAACAAGAGCGAGGAGCCGACUCUUCUGCCGCGAGGGAGAAGGGAUAAAGGAUUGAGAUCUCGUUUUGGCUCCUGCUGCAAUGAUGCAGACUCCCACAACAGCUCUUCCUUUUCAUGAACGGACAGCCAGAGGAGGUGAAGAACUGGAGAAAAAAUAAUACAGGGAGUGGAGACUGUAUGCUCAUCACUUACGAGCAAGCUGUCCUGCCAAUAUCCGAGCCCCUUUUUAUUUAGCAAACUACAGGGGGACUUGGCCUGCCCUGAACCUGUCUUGUUGACAAGAGAGUUGUACGACUUGUAGCAUUUUUUUUUAUUGACUUGCACAUGAGGAAUGACAAACUUGAACUUUACCCCUUGAAGCCCUCCAAACCCCUGUCUUUGUUCAUUUUUAAAAUUUCUUGUUCCUUUUUCAACCCUGAUCAAGUCUGUGGCACAGAUCAAAUGUGAAGGGUAGGAAAUGGUCAAACUUGAAAACUUUGUUUUUGUUCUGAGAGGAAAUGGUACUGUGUGAGCAAAUGGUCAGAUGUGAAAGCAGUGUGUGAGCCAUUUAGUCCAUUUCCUCCUUUUCUUUUUUUUUUUUUUUUUUUUUUUUUAAUUUCCCAGUCUUUUUUUCUAUGGUGCAUUUUCUACGUGUGUAUCAUAUUUGUGCAUAUGUAGACUAACUUUUCAAAGCCAAAGUCCUCACCCUGAAUGCUUGGAUGUACUCCUUACUAGGAUAUUGUAUAGACUGACGCCCAUGUACAUUCAUGUAACAUACAUUUAUACAUUAUAGUGUGUAAUAACAACCUCUGACAUAAGAGCAAAAGACAGCCUUGUUUAAAAUAAUUGACUUAACAGACAAGAAAUAUCUUUGUAGCGAGCCAGGCUAUGACAAAAUAUCGAGAGUUCUGGUAAUUCAACUGAUAUCAUUAGCAAAUCUGUUUGGUUUGUCAGGUCUAACAUCCUUUUUACUGUCGGAGCGUUCUGAUUGGACAAUCUUAAGUAGUUUGGCCUUAACUUGAUUCACUGCCUCGUCGUUCUCAGACCUAAACCAUACCUGAAACUGUAAACUUCUUUCUCCUUUUGUUCUUUCCCUUUCUUUGACUCUUACUCCCUUGAAACUACAAACUGUUGUUUGAUUCCUGAGGCAUCUUCUUCCUCAGAUAAUUGUGCCUUCAAGUAUUCCUUAGCUUAACGUCUCGCUAGUGUAGUAAUAACACCCGAACCAGUGCACUUGAGAAGUACACAUUGACUGUGUCUCACAGGACACCCACAUUUUGCCUCCAGUCCUGUACAUGGUUUACUACUUCUGAUACCGUCAGAGUAGUGAGUUAGCUGGGACUAAGCUCUGGUUUGAGACAUGGCUAUUCUUUUAUCAUUUGACCUCAGGGGGUAAUUCUAGUGUUUUUUGCCUAGUGUCAAAGAUCUGUUUCUGGGUUUGCCUCUGGUAAAUUAUCAUUUAAGAAAAAUAAACUAUAUUGACUUUAUUUUGUAUUUUUUACUGUAUUGUAACCUUCUAUAUUUAUGUCUUUGUAAAACUUCUACAAUAUUGAAAAUCGGUGAAUGUCGGUACGAUGCUACAAAGAAAACAAAACCAGUUAUUGCAUUUGAUAAGCUGAACAAAUCACAUGGGGAGUGAAAUAUAUAUAUUUUUUGUUGUUCACAUUGAAAUUUUGGUGGAAAAUGUCACUUGCCAUUGUAUUUUCAGAAACUGACUUGUAUAAACGGUGAUUGUUCAGUGGUGGGACAAGGGGGGGGGGCUGACGAUUACGUUUUUAGAGAGCUUAUUGUUGAAUCCCUAGGUAACAGUUACAUUAACGUCUUACUGUCUGGUACCCAAUGCCAAGGAUGAAGCAAAAAGAACUGUCAAAAAAUGCAAAAAAAGACAAGUGGCUGCCAUUUCUGUUCACAAAAUCCUUGCUUGGUGUCUUUGAUGAAAAAAUAUAUCUAUAUUUAGAAUGAGUUAAGGUUUAUCAGCAUGGAAAGAGAGCCUUGAAUGUUUUCGGGGUAAUGGUGUCCAAGCAUUUUUAGUCAAGACAGACACGGAUAUUGUUGGUGAAUGUGGACCCUGCAUCCCUCAAAGCCAAAGGCCCAGGCUCACCCUGAACAUUUCUGUCUUAUCACACAUCCUCAACAGCCUACUAGCAUGGACCUACCAACGCAGCCUUGCAUCCACUGACACAGACUCGGGAGCACCUCGGGAACGUUACUAAAGAUUAUGUAUAGCUACAAAAUGGGAGAGUGUGUAUGUAAAAGAGUCCCCAUGUGACUUAAUAUGUUUUAUGAGUAACAGAGAAUGCAAUGUGCAUUUGUCAUCGAUGUUCAUUUAAUGUUCCUGUGCUUUAAGUUCUCGUGAUUGAAUUAUGGCCUUUUACAUGCUGUCAGCCCGGCUGUCCCAUUAAAGCAAUGGUAUUACUAUC
Molecule: messenger RNA, 4946 nt
Organism: Cheilinus undulatus (humphead wrasse)
Lineage: Eukaryota; Metazoa; Chordata; Actinopteri; Labriformes; Labridae
Gene: ptpn9b
Product: protein tyrosine phosphatase non-receptor type 9b
Exons: 13
Coding region: 284-2485 (733 amino acids)
Biological process (GO): protein dephosphorylation
Molecular function (GO): protein tyrosine phosphatase activity
Source: RefSeq, a predicted model, not a curated record